AUGCCCAUAACACAAAGGCUUCUUCGGCGAGAGAUCCGCUACGAAUCUGCCAAGGAAGAGGAGACAAACAUUCUUCAUCAACUAGGAUACUAUGAUAAGCGAACUGAAUUCUUUUCUCAUCUCCACAAUCAUCAGGGCUGGAUGCAAAAAACUGUCGCGCACCACUUGAACCUAAACUCCUCCGAUCUGUGUCAUGUAUCAGAUAUUGAGGACUGGUUACAUGGGAGCUUCAACGUCUGCGUUCCGGUUACCAUCCGCCCCAAGGGUAUCAAGGUGAUUCUUCGACUCCCGCUCCCCUAUCGAGUCGGUGAGGAUUUUAGGCCGGGAAAUGGAGAUGAAAAAGUUCGAUGUGAAGCAGGGAGCUAUGCAUGGCUACAGGCGAACUGUCCAGAAGUGCCGAUUCCAGAACUCUAUGGGUUUGCCCUCUCAACUGUUCACUUGCCUGGAAAACCUGCCGCUCCUACAUCGGUGGUUUCAUUCUAUUCGGCGUCUGGCUUGCGCAUCAGCCAGACCCCAGUCCCCAGGAUCGGCUCUUUCAUCAUCGACCUUGGGGACUGUGUGUUCCAGCUCGCUUCCCUCGCCGGGAUGCGGACCGUCUCCAAAUCAAUCUUCCAGAAAGGCCUUCGACGCGGGCCAUUUGUGUUCUCGCUGACUGAUCUCCACCAGAGCAACAUCUUCGUGGAUGCGGACUGGAAUGUGAAGUGCCUGGUGGAUUUGGAGUGGGCUUGCGCUUUGCUGGUGGAGAUGGUUCGGCCUCCCUAUUUGCUCACCAAUGUGGGUGUCGAUGAGCUGGUGGCCUCUGGGUACGAUCCGGUGCGUACAGAGUUCAUGGACGCUCUGGCUGUCGAGGAGGAAGCAGUCGCGGUGACGGCUGGACAUAGCAGCAACUCGCCCCCGCUACUCUCCGAUAUCAUGCAAAAAUCCUGGGCGACGGGAACGUUCUGGUAUACGCUCGCUCUCUCCAGUCCAUCGGGUCUCUUCAUGAUACUCAAACAGCAUGUGCGACCACGUUUUUGCAAAGAUCAGGUUGAGGAGUUCAAUACGGUUAUGCCAUUUCUAUGGGACUGGGACAUAGGACGCAUCGCAGCUGAAAAGCUGUCUGAUAAAAAGGAGUACGACAGACAUCUUCAACAAGCGUUCGAGGCCGAGUCCCAGGCAUGA
Messenger RNA from Aspergillus fijiensis CBS 313.89, 1161 nucleotides. RefSeq lists its product as uncharacterized. The transcript is spliced from 2 exons. The record is from RefSeq and is a predicted model, not a curated record. The coding region runs from base 1 to 1161 and encodes 386 amino acids. NCBI's taxonomy places the organism in Eukaryota, Fungi, Ascomycota, Eurotiomycetes, Eurotiales, Aspergillaceae.